AUGGGAAAGUUCAGCACGUACAGGUACUUAGAGUUAAUAGAUGAUUCCUCAGCCCCACAUAUCAACGUUAGAAGUAGAGCAAUAAAGAACCCUAGAAGAUUGAAGAAAGUGUUUAUAUUCCUCAUUAUAUUGGCAAUAUUUGUUACAUAUUUCUUGGGGUUAUUUGCUGGCCAGUCGCAAUGGUUGGACGGUCUCGCCAAGACGCUUGGAUACGAGAGCGUGUAUCACCACGCGGUUAUAAUCGAUGCCGGCUCUUCGGGUUCCAGGGUCCUUUCUUACAAAUUUCGAGUACCUUUUACAGUAUUUGGCCGAGCUAACUUGGACUUAGUAGAUGAAUAUUUCGAACAGUCGAAGCCUGGAUUGUCGUCAUACGCCGACGACCCAGAAAAGGGCGCGGAUACUAUAGUGCAAUUAAUAAAAAAGGCGGAGUUUCUCACUCCACCAGAGAAGCGUCGUAACACUAUGCUCAUAGUGAGAGCCACUGCAGGGCUAAGGUUGCUCCCCGCUGAUAAGGCACAGCAGCUGAUCACACAUGUUUAUGCAGCUAUAUCGAAGUUAGGCUAUGAUGUUGGUCCCGACAGUGUCAAGAUCAUGGAUGGUUCCGACGAAGGGAUCUUCAUUUGGUACACCGUCAAUCUGUUACAUAAUCUUAUGGGUGGCGACACAAUGGCUGCAUUAGAUUUAGGCGGGGGCUCCACACAGAUCACGUACCAGCUGAGCGAAGGGGACUACCCGCUGUACCCGGCCAACGACCAGUACGUCGUGGCAGCGGGGAACAACAUCACCUUGUACACACACAGCUACCUGAACCUCGGACUUCUAGCCGCUCGUUACGGCGUGUUCCGUAUGGAAGCCGAAGACAAUAACACGUCAGAGUUCGUUUCAAUUUGUGUCGAUCCCAUCGUACAAAAAGAGUCCUGGACUUAUGGCAAUAAACAAUAUUCCAUCAGUGGGGCCAAACGUGAGAACAGUAUGAAGCGCAUGACGGUGUACAAGGCGUGUCACGCGCUGGUGAAGCGCUACGUGCUGGCGACGCUGGACUGGGAGCCGCCGCACGCGCCGCGCGGGACUCGCGCCGCCAUGAGCUACUUCUACGAGGUCGCCGCAGACGCUGGCAUCAUAGACGUGAUGACGGGUGGAGUGGUGACGGUGUCCGCUUACCGCUCGAGCGCGGUACGCGCUUGCUCGGCGGCCAACGUGGAGCAGCCCUGGGCCUGCAUCGACCUCGUCUAUAUCGUCAGUCUUCUGCAGGACGCGUACAAGAUCGGGGACAACGAACCUAUCUCAUUAUUCAAAAAAAUAAACGGUCACGAAGUGUCUUGGUCGCUAGGCCUGGCUUACACCAGCGUCAUGAACAAACUGGCGGCUGCAGAGCCCUAG
Molecule: messenger RNA, 1380 nt
Organism: Arctia plantaginis
Lineage: Eukaryota; Metazoa; Arthropoda; Insecta; Lepidoptera; Erebidae
Source: the annotation of a GenBank genome assembly